This is a messenger RNA of Eucalyptus grandis, 1998 nucleotides long. RefSeq names its product (-)-germacrene D synthase. Gene Ontology annotation, biological process: diterpenoid biosynthetic process. Bases 88 to 1791 code for a protein of 567 amino acids. Gene Ontology annotation, molecular function: terpene synthase activity; magnesium ion binding. NCBI's taxonomy places the organism in Eukaryota, Viridiplantae, Streptophyta, Magnoliopsida, Myrtales, Myrtaceae. The transcript has 7 exons. The record is from RefSeq and is a predicted model, not a curated record.
CCGACACUCACAGAAAAGCCUCUGCCCUCUACUGUCAUUCAUCUACCUUUGUUCAGUCACCUAAAUCAAGAAAGCAGCGGAAAAGAAAUGUCUCUUCCGAUUAUGGCAAUCUCAUCUUCUUCUCCUGCUCAAGAAACAAGCCACGUCCCCGAACGCCGAUCAGCAAAUUUUCCUCCAAGCACAUGGAGGGAUUAUUUUCUCAAAUAUGCUUCUGACUCCAACUCGAUGAUUUCUCCUACCAAAUCAGAUGACCGAAUUGAGAAAUUGAAAGGAGAAGUGAGGAAGAUGUUGACAGAUGCUAUCGAUAAACCUUCGCAAAAGUUGAACUUGAUUGAUCAAAUCCAACGUGUAGGAAUUGCCUACCAUUUUGAAAUUGAGAUAAAUCAGCAGCUUGAACAAAUCCACGACAGCUAUUUUAAUUUUCACAACAGCAACAAGGACAGUCACCUACACACAAUCGCUCUUCUCUUUCGAUUGUUGCGACAACAAGGUUACACAAUUUCAUGUGAAAUUUUUAACAAGUUCAAGGACAGCAAUGGGAAUUUCAGUGAAUCACUCAUCGCUGAUGUGCAGGGACUACUAAGUCUUUUUGAAGCUUGCCAUACAAGGUUUCAUGGCGAUGAUGUUUUGAAUGAUGCACUUGCUUUUACUAUGACUCACCUCAAGUCGAUUGAUGAAGGAAAAGCAAGCCCUAACCUCAAAAAACAAGUGAGUCAUGCCCUAAACCAACCAAUCCACAAGGGAAUACCAAGGCUAGAGGCAAGGCAUUACAUUCCACUCUACCAAGAGGAGCCUUCGCAUAAUGAAGUCUUGCUAGCCUUAGCUAAACUUGAUUUCAACUUAUUGCAAGAGCAACACCAGAAGGAACUUGGCAACCUUACAAGGUGGUGGAAGAAUUUAGAUGUAGAAAGGAAGUUCCCAUUUGCGAGAGAUAGGCUGGUGGAGAUGUAUCUCUGGAUGUCAAUAAUUUAUUUUGAGUCGGACUAUGAAGCCGCCAGGAAAAUACUCACCAAAGUGGCCAGCAUGGUUUCCAUUAUCGACGACAUCUAUGAUGUCCAUGGCACGUUGGAAGAACUAAGACUCUUCACAGAAGCAAUCGAAAGUUGGGACGUCAAGGCCAAAGAAGGAUUACCAGAGUACAUGCAAGCGUGUUACAAGACAGUUCUUGAUUUGUAUGAUGAAAUUGGUUAUGAGGUGACUAGAAAAGGACGAUCAUACCGACUCUUCUAUGCAAAAGAAGCAAUGAAAAACCAAGUGAGAGCGUACUUCGCUGAAGCCAAAUGGUUCCACCAAAACUACGUACCAACGAUGGAGGAGUACAUGCCCAUUGCAUUAGCAACCGCUGCUAUUGAAUUGCUAUUGGUGACGUUGUUGCUGGGAAUGGAAGAUUUUGUAACAAAAGAUGCUUUUGACUGGUUGUUAUAUGGCAACUCGAAGAUGGUGAAGGCUGUGAAAUUAGUCGGUCGACUCAUGGAUGACAUCGCCGGACACAAGUUUGAGCAAGAGAGAGGUCAUGGGCCAUCUUCAGUGGAGUGUUUCAUGAAACAAUACGAAGUUACGGAGGAAGAGGCUAAGGAGGAACUCCGUAAACAAGUGGCCGAUGCAUGGAAGGACAUUAACGAAGGGUUGCGCUGUCCGACCAUCGUCCCUAGGCCACUCCUUGUGCGAAUUCUCAAUUUUGCACGAGCUAUGCAUGUGGUGUAUAAAGAUGAGAUAGAUAUCUACACUCAUGCUGGAACCAAGUUAGAAGAGCACGUGACUUCUCUAUACGUCAAUCCAUUGCCAAUGUGAUGGUUUGGAAGAACAAGUUUAAUUACCAAGCCAUCGUAGAUUGCAUUAAACAAUUUUCAAAUCUGCUCUGUGUGUAAUUUUAAUUUCUGUGUCAACCCCAAAUAUUACUCUUCUCUAGCUUGAGCGCUCCCUUUUUCUGUGGAUAUCGAAUGAAAUAAAAUAACGAGUCUGUAAAAAUGUGAUAUUGGAAUAUACUAAUGUUCUAUA